GACACGUCCAUUAAGAGAAGACAACACCGCAGCCUUUGUUUUUGUUACCGGGUUUGUGGUUUAAUCUAAGCACAUUAUAGAGAGUUUUUCUCCCUCCUCGUUUCGAUGAACCCGUGUUCAACUUCUGAGCUGAGAAACUACCAAUGGGUCAUGAUCAGGCUACUCCAACCUGCGUGUGUUUGAACAGGAACGCUGCUUCAUGCUCCUGUUUCCGCUGAAGAGAUGAACUGUUUAAGGUGGAGGUUUAGACGUACAGCACCUGAGACUGCUAUCAGCCACGAUGAGCUGGCUUUCAGGCAUCCAAGAAUCAACGGAUGGUCAUGCCCGCCCGGAGCUUCUCAACUGGUUGGAUGGCUGGUGUACGGCUUCCUCGCCACAGUCGGUUUUGGCAUCCACAUCCCUCUUCUGCCUCGGCCGUGGCACCAUGUGGCCUAUGCUACUCUUGGCGCUGUAUUCGUUGUGCACUUUUUCACCCACGUUGCUGCUGUGACCGUAGAUCCAGCAGAUGCUAGUGUCAGAGCCAAAGUGGACUAUUCCAGUCCACUGCCACGUUUUGACCGAUCCAAACAACCACAUGUUAUCAAGGACCAACACUGUUUUCUGUGUGACGUCCAGGUGUUCAGAAUCAGUGAGCACGGCUCAAAGCUUUCAAUAAACCAUCUUUGGAUGCAUCCAAGUGCAGCUAGCGGCCCCAGAGUUAAACACUGCAGUGUUUGCAACAAAUGUGUGGAAGACUUCGAUCACCACUGCAAAUGGCUAAAUACCUGUGUGGGUGGUAGAAACUACUGGUUGUUUUUUUCAGCACUUGUCUCUGCUUUAGUGGGUGUGCUUUUGCUUUUUAUGCUCAUCCUCUUCAUCUUUGUACAACACAUACGAGAUCCACAAAUCCUGAGGACUGCACCACAAUUAGGAGCCUUACCAGAAAAUUCAACAUGGCUGCUUUUCUUACCAUUUGCUCCCAUUGAGACGAGUUCAGCAGCUCUUCUUACAAUCACUUUCAUUGUUCUAAUGCUGAGCACCAUCUGCCUGGUGCUGCUCACUCAUUUAUUGUGUUUUCAUCUUUACUUGUUUCAUAAAGGGAUUAGUACAUUUGAAUAUGUGAAGUUAAAAAAACAAGAAAAAUCUAGAAGUCAAGACCUUGAAUCUAAAAAACCCUGGGGUUCAAAAAGGCUCAGCAAGACUCCACAGAACCAAGAAAACUCAAUUGACUGUGAACCAUCAAAAUACCCCAGUUCAAGCUCAUUCACCUGUCGACUUUCAGAGUCUUUAUGUACAGAGAUGGAAAGCUUCAAGAUAUCGGCAGAAAAUGACAAGUUCCGUUAUGGCACCGAAAAUAAAACAAGGGAAAUCUCCAUGAAUGCCAUCAAAAACGGGAAAGCCAUUGAGGAAAAUGACACUCAGAGUGGAUGUGGAACCUCUUUUCCCGAGGCACGGGACCCUUUAGGCAGCUCAGUUAUGUCUCCUAACCAUUCCUCUGAGUAAAUGAUGUCUGCAAGGUCAUGGGUCAACAUUUUCCGCCAGGAGCACCUUGCAAAUGUACUUUUACUUUUCAACUGUAAAUUCCUUUUUUUUUUUACAAGCUUUCAGCAUAUGUAAAAAAUGUAUUGAAGUAGUGAUUGCACUGUUGUUUGCCGUUAUCUUCCUGUAACUUUUCCACAGCUUUCCACCAACUAAAUCUGCAUCGAAACUUCCACCAAAGACUCCAGGUUUCUAUGAGUAACUUGAAUAAUACUACACUUCAGCUGUGAUGAAACACCAUAUUUGAAAUGUGUUUCAGCUUUUCAUUUGAUUUUUUUUUUUUUUUAACGUCCCCUGACGGUUUCAAUGGCAGUAUCAAUAUCGAGAUAGUUGAGCCUGGGUUCACAGAGCAUUCCAGUAAAGAGAUCCGUUGAUUACAUUUUUUUUAAACUGUGGAAUAAACAUAUUUGUCACUCUUGAA
This is a messenger RNA of Oryzias latipes (Japanese medaka), 1939 nucleotides long. RefSeq names its product zDHHC palmitoyltransferase 11 (gene zdhhc11). Gene Ontology annotation, cellular component: Golgi apparatus; endoplasmic reticulum. The record is from RefSeq and is a predicted model, not a curated record. Gene Ontology annotation, molecular function: protein-cysteine S-palmitoyltransferase activity. NCBI's taxonomy places the organism in Eukaryota, Metazoa, Chordata, Actinopteri, Beloniformes, Adrianichthyidae. Gene Ontology annotation, biological process: protein targeting to membrane; peptidyl-L-cysteine S-palmitoylation.